Molecule: messenger RNA, 2835 nt
Organism: Penicillium pulvis
Lineage: Eukaryota; Fungi; Ascomycota; Eurotiomycetes; Eurotiales; Aspergillaceae
Exons: 1
Coding region: 1-2835 (944 amino acids)
Molecular function (GO): protein binding
Source: RefSeq, a predicted model, not a curated record
AUGAAACCCCGCCUCCGCUCAAGAAUCCGUCGACUCGGCUUCGCAUCGCUAACUCUACCUACUCUCGCCUCCUUCGCCGCUGCGAUUCCAUACACACCUUCCUCCAUAUUCAUUGCUCCGCAAUACAAUGAUUCGCUGGCGUACCUCCUCCAACCGAGCAGCUCGAGCGCAGGUCAGACGCAGUUUCUCUCUCUGAAUAUUUCGUCUAGUAUCGACGGCAGCAACACGUCAUUUACGCAGCUCCUUGAAAAGACUCCUUUUCAAAGCACCGACCAGACAUCUACCUUCCUUCCGUUUAUCGAUGACCAAGGAGUGAUCACCGUCUAUACAGGGAAUUGUCAUAACUCAUCCGAUAAGCAAGAAGUAUGGCAGUUUCAGUCCGAUAAGAACAGCACCAUCGGCAAUGGAACAUGGACUCAGAUAUCGGUUGAGUCUGGUGGGGAGAAGACAAAGCCAAGCUACCUGGCCGCAGGAUUUACCUUUGCAUCCUCCAACAACAGCAAUACCUCCAUGUACUCAUUCGGUGGAAUGUGUCCCUUCGCGAAUAGCACGACUCAGACCUGGAUAUCUGAUGCCGACUACUCACAGUCUAUGGUCGCCUUGAACCCGAGUGCCGAGAGUACGACCUAUGAUGCGACAACUACUGGGAAUCGAGCACCUCCGGUACCCGAGGCUGGAAUGGCCAUUGUAUCGCUUCCAGCAACUUAUUCGAGGACGGAGAUACAGCAAGAUUUCCUGUUGGUUGGUGGGCAUACACGGCAAGCUUUUCUGAAUAUGUCCCAGCUAGCCAUAUUCUCUUUGCCGCAAGAGAGUUGGAGCUUUGUCACCGUCAACUCGCAAGAAAACCCAAGGACGGAGCUAGCUAUUCGAGAUGAUGUUUUGGUGACGCCUCGAUCGGGUCAUGCUGCAGUUCUUUCGGAGGAUGGUACGAAGGUCUUUAUCAUUGGAGGGUGGGUCGGUGAUACUUCGACGCCAGCCGAUCCCCAGAUCGCGGUCUUGGAACUUGGUGAAAGCUAUGGUGGCUCUGGAGACUGGACAUGGACUGUACCAUCAUCGACAACCACUGAGGCUGGAAUCACCGAGGGAACUGGAAUCUACGGACACUCGGCUGCAAUGCUCCCUGGAGGUGUGUUGAUGAUUGCUGGAGGAUACACGAUCCCCAAACAGUCCACAAAGCGGUCAUCUACAGAACAAAACUCCAAUGUGUAUCUCUACAACUCGACAUCUGGUGGCUGGGUCACCUCUUAUACAAAUCCUUCAGCUCAGACUUCCACAUCCACGUCUUCAUCGCACAAGCAUGGCCUCUCAUCAGGACAGAAGAUUGGACUUGGAGUUGGGUUAGGCCUUGGAAUCCCUCUUGCCAUAGUACUCGCUAUAUGGGCAUGGAGAUUCUAUCAAAAGCGCCGGGUACGAGACCACCGAGAUUCGCAACUUCGCGAACUCGCCCUUGGAGCCGAGCGUGCUCAUUUCUGGGGUCGGGGUGAUCCACAACAAGCCAGCAGUAUCCGCAGCUCUCAGAUGAGUGAGAAGGCAGAUCCAUCUUCUAUGUACCCCUGGUCUGGAAAUCACAGUGCGACUUCGCGGCCUUCUUGGAAUGAUAAUGAUAACCAAAGCGAAAACUAUGGACUGCUGAUGGAGGUACCCAGCCCGGACAAAAACAUUCGCCCGGAUAGUCGUCCAUUCAUUAGUACAAAGGCUUACAGGAUGUCUGGGUAUUCGGACUGGCGUCGAAGCGAAGCUACGAGUGAAAUUCACCCCAUUGAUGAACGUGAAGAGGACGAAGAGAUCCUCCGAGAACGCCUCAUGUCAACUAUUCCCAAAGAGGAGCAAAGGCCUAAGAUUCAAGACCCCGAUGAUCCGUUUUCAGAUACACCUUUUUCCACGCCCCGAAGCACCAUCUUCGGUGUCGGCCUGGGUCCAUUCUAUACUCGAAAAAGCGGUACAGAUAGUGAUGGUCGUGUUUCUCCAACGAAGAGUGAUCGAACAUCUACCAAUCUCUCCGAGUCCUCCGCCUUCUCCUUCUCAUCCGCUAAACAAUCUGGUCAUCUUUCGCAAGUGCGGGCCGUUUACGUCGAUAGGCCCCUGAGCUGGGGUAGCAGUGGCGGUCAAUCUGUCGACGGCAUGGCAGCUAUCUCAACACACAGCAGAGAGACAGCACACACUGAUGUGGACGCCAUGACCGCUCCAUCGGAGAAAUCAUACUCAGCAGACUCCUACUCCACGGCGCGCACAACCAUCGCAGAACGUCAAGCAGAAAACUCAUUCCUCCUCGAUGCAGAUGUAAUCGACACCUCACCUUCCAAACUCCCUUCCUCAAAACCCAGAACAUCAGACUGGAUGCUUCAGACUGUUCGCCGUGCUCUCACACUCACCCGACGCAGCCCAACUCAACUUGAAUACGAAUCCGAAUCCGCUCCGCUAGCCUCGGGCAUUGACCGUCGCAGUACCGUUAUCGGACCAGGCUCAUACCCAUCGAAUGGUAGUGCUACUACACCCCGGCGUGCUGUUUCUGCUUCGGCAGAACUCUUCCGACGCAAACAAGGCGCCAGAGACUGGAACGCUAAGAAGCGUAUGUCGGACAACUAUACGAUGGCACGCUCCACGCGCGAUGAUCUCUUCAUCGGUGCACCGGGUUACCUUGGUGAUGAUGAUACCAUGGACGAGGAGGAAGAGGAGGACUGGGACGUCGAAGGUGCAGCUGAAGGACGCAGUGUGCAGGUUACAUAUACCGUCCCUCGAGAAAGGCUUCGAGUUGUCAAUGCCUCUGCCGCUGACAAUAUCUCUGAACGCAGUCUCAGUCGCACGCUUAGUGGUCGUCGUCAUGUAAGCGGCUAA